GUGGCUUUCGAUAACCACGUGGCCUCUAGAUGCAGCGCCAUCCGCCAGCUCCUCGCUACCAUCCUUCGUCGUUCCCCUGCUUAUCUUUCCUUUCUUUCCCCACCUCUCUAGCGCUUUCUCGAUCUUGAUCUCCAUCUCGAUAGAAGGGAGGAAAAGAUGGUGCUGUUUACGGUGACUUGGAAGGAGACGACUCCUUUCGAGGGGCAGAAACCCGGGACUUCGGGUCUCAGAAAGAAGGUGACAGUAUUUAAGCAACCUAAUUACCUGCAUAACUUUGUUCAAUCAACAUUUAAUGCACUUUCUGCCGACAAAGUGAAAGGUGCUACAAUUGUUGUUUCUGGGGAUGGCCGUUAUUUCUCAAAGGAUGCUAUUCAGAUUAUUAUCAAAAUGGCAGCUGCUAAUGGAGUAAGACGUAUUUGGGUUGGACAAAAUGGUUUACUGUCAACACCAGCAGUUUCAGCAGUCAUACGUGAAAGAGUUGGUGCAGAUGGAUCUAAGGCAACAGGAGCUUUUAUAUUGACAGCAAGUCACAACCCUGGUGGUCCGCAUGAGGAUUUUGGAAUCAAGUACAACAUGGAAAAUGGAGGGCCUGCUCCAGAGGCUAUUACUGACAAGAUCUUUGCAAAUACAAAAAUUAUAAAAGAAUACUUACUUGCAGAAGAUCUUCUAGAUGUAGAUAUUUCUGUCAUAGGUGUAAGUAGCUUCGAUGGGCCUGAAGGACCUUUUGAUGUGGAGGUCUUUGAUUCAACCACUGAUUAUGUAAAAUUGAUGAAGACAAUUUUUGACUUUGAGUCCAUUCAAAAGCUGCUUGCAUGUCCAAAGUUCACAUUCUGUUAUGAUGCACUUCAUGGUGUUGCUGGAAUUUAUGCCAAACGUAUUUUUGUUGAAGAGCUUGGUGCAAAUGAAAGUUCACUUAUGAAUUGCACUCCCAAGGAAGACUUUGGAGGGGGUCAUCCAGAUCCUAAUCUGACGUAUGCAAAGGAAUUAGUUGCACGAAUGGGACUGAGUAAAUCAGGCUCUCAAGGUGAACCACCUGAGUUUGGUGCUGCAGCUGAUGGUGAUGCAGAUCGUAACAUGAUCCUUGGCAAAAGAUUUUUUGUAACUCCAUCGGAUUCUGUUGCUAUAAUUGCUGCCAAUGCUGUUGAAGCCAUUCCAUAUUUCAGCUCCGGUUUGAAGGGGGUUGCCAGGAGUAUGCCAACAUCGGCUGCCCUUGAUGUUGUGGCAAAAAAUUUAAAUCUUAAAUUUUUUGAGGUACCGACUGGAUGGAAAUUUUUUGGGAACUUGAUGGAUGCUGGGCUUUGUUCAAUCUGUGGUGAAGAGAGCUUUGGAACUGGUUCGGAUCAUAUUCGUGAAAAGGAUGGAAUCUGGGCAGUUUUAGCUUGGCUUUCUAUUCUUGCUUACAGAAACAAGGACAAGCUUGAUGGGGAUAAGCUGGUCACAGUUGAAGAUAUAGUUCUUCAGCAUUGGGCCACUUAUGGUCGUCACUACUAUACUCGAUAUGACUAUGAGAAUGUUGAUGCUGGCGCAGCUAAGGAACUUAUGGAACAUUUGGUCAACCUGCAAUCCUCUCUUCCUGAUGUCAACAAGAUUAUCAAGGAGAUAAGACCAGAUGUCUCAAGUGUUGUCCAAGCGGAUGAAUUUGAAUACAAGGAUCCUGUGGAUGGGUCUAUCUCCAAGCAUCAGGGUAUCCGAUAUCUCUUUGAGGAUGGAUCACGACUGGUUUUCCGCCUCUCUGGGACUGGCUCCGUCGGUGCCACCAUUCGAGUCUACAUUGAGCAAUAUGAGAAGGACCCUAUGAAGACUGGGAGGGAUUCACAAGAAGCACUUGCUCCACUUGUGGCUGUGGCGAUCAAACUCUCAAAGAUGCAGGAGUUUACAGGACGAUCUGCUCCCACUGUUAUCACAUAAACCAGAGUAGAUUAACUAAUAAAAUAUGGGUCGAGCUUGCUUGGUUUUGUAUUGCAGUGGUGCGAGACCAGGGCAUCCUACAGGUAUUUUGACUUGAAAGUUUACCAAUACAGUCCAGUCUCAUCUUGUGGUGAGAAGAGUGUAAUAAAAUUUAUCCGAUACUGCUCUCCUUCAAACACGGAACCUUUUUUGGAUAACCAGUGAUCUGGCUUUCAUAAAACAGAUUUGUGAAUUCUUGCUUCCA
This is a messenger RNA of Elaeis guineensis (African oil palm), 2152 nucleotides long. RefSeq names its product phosphoglucomutase, cytoplasmic 2. Lineage: Eukaryota; Viridiplantae; Streptophyta; Magnoliopsida; Arecales; Arecaceae. Gene Ontology annotation, biological process: carbohydrate metabolic process. Gene Ontology annotation, molecular function: phosphoglucomutase activity; magnesium ion binding. Gene Ontology annotation, cellular component: cytosol. The record is from RefSeq and is a predicted model, not a curated record.